UGCCUGCCAUUUUUCUAUUACCUAUUAUCUCAAGAAAAAUUAUUUAAUUUCAGUGAUUUAAACUAAAAAUUUAUCCAUUUACGUAUCAAAAUAGAAAAUUGUUACGAAACAUUUAUUGAAUAAAAUUAAAAGUUACUUUUUGUACAAACAUAAAUUAUCUAAACAUGUUAUUAAUUGAUCUUCCUGAUGUUGUACUCGAAACGAUUUUGUCUAAUUUAUCUUACGAUGAAAUUGCUAAAAAUCGCCUUGUUUGUAAGCAUUUUGAUCGUACAUGCCAAAAGUUACUCAAUCGUGGAUUCAGUUUGAUGGAAAAAUAUCAUGCACAAUGCUUACGAACAGUCAAAAGUCAAUUACCUCGCAGAGAAUCAGAACGUAGGAGUCAUCCUCUAGCUAGACAUUGUGACGUAUUGACAGCUAUUGAAACUCGUAUUUCCAUGUUAUCUAUGACAUUUAUAAAAUAUGUCAACUUACAUCUUUGUUGUUUUAUACCUGGAAAGGUAAUUGAUGAAAUUUUUCGCGUUUUGCGUUUAAUAAGAGACUCAAAAACUCCACCUCGAGCUCACGAAAUACUCCAAGAACUUCGGGAUAUUAGCAGUAUGGCAAUGGAACACUUUGAUGAAAAAAUUUUACCAGCACUCAAACACAGUAUUGGAUCAUCAGCAGCUGCAGCAGGAGUCAGUGGUGUUGGAACAUUUGAAUUACCCGGUGGUAGUUUUAUGAUUUCGCAUCAUCACCACAGUGGAGGUCCUUCAUCGACUUCUUUUCAGACUGUCUCUUCAGAUAAAUUAAAUCAAACGUUUAAGAAAAUUUAUAAUAGAACUAAAAAGAAUAAGUUAUCAUUUUUAUCAGUAAAAAGUAGAUUAAGUAAAUUACGUUUACGUAUGAAACGACAAGGCUGCCAAAUGCGUCUUCAAAGUGUAAAAUUACAAGAACAGUCGAAAAAAAUACAUGAACAAGAUUUACAAAUUGCUGAAAUGCGUAGACAUUUAGAAGAAUGGGAACAAAAAAUGGGAGAUUUGACAGCUGAAUUAAGUCGUGCACGGGAAGAAUCUCAAAAACCUGAACCAAUUGACGGUCAAAUUAAACGAAAACAUAUCAUUAAUCAAGUAGAUGAUAAUAUGAACAAAGAUUUACAAGCAAAAAAAAGGAAACUUAUCGUUGAGCGGAAAGUUUCUAGUGAUGCUAAAGAUAUUAAAUUUAAAAAAUACGUUAAUAACCUUUUGAGUAAUAAUAAUUCCACAGAUAGUUAAUUCGAAUAAAUUUUUUUCUAAUAAAAAUUGUAAUCAUUAUUUCAAUGUUCAUUUUUAUAGAUAUUAUUGUAUUGUUAAAAAAAAGCAUUAAUGUAUUAAAAAUGCUCACAUUACAAACAAUUUAUCUUGUUUGAUAUUGGAUUCAGUCGUAUUCUCUUCAAAUCUACGUGUAAAGUCUUCAGCUUGUCUUCUGUCCAUCUAGUCUCACGUAAACACAUCUUAUUGCAAUUUAUAGGGACAGAGGUAAUUGUUCCAAAAUUUUUUUUAAACAUUGUUUUUUUAUGUAUCAAAUUAAUUUGUUUUUCAUCUAAACGAGAAUCAUUAAAAUUAUUUUUUUUCUUUUAUUAAUAAAUAAUUUCAUUACCUUA
Chelonus insularis is the source of this 1618-nucleotide messenger RNA. It is a transcript of the gene pall, whose product is annotated as pallbearer. The record is from RefSeq and is a predicted model, not a curated record. The transcript is spliced from 3 exons. Gene Ontology annotation, biological process: protein polyubiquitination. Bases 165 to 1250 code for a protein of 361 amino acids. Gene Ontology annotation, molecular function: protein binding. Lineage: Eukaryota; Metazoa; Arthropoda; Insecta; Hymenoptera; Braconidae.